This is a messenger RNA of Chlorella variabilis, 489 nucleotides long. RefSeq lists its product as hypothetical. Gene Ontology annotation, molecular function: L-methionine (R)-S-oxide reductase activity; protein binding. Gene Ontology annotation, cellular component: cytosol. The transcript is spliced from 4 exons. Bases 1 to 489 code for a protein of 162 amino acids. The record is from RefSeq and is a predicted model, not a curated record. NCBI's taxonomy places the organism in Eukaryota, Viridiplantae, Chlorophyta, Trebouxiophyceae, Chlorellales, Chlorellaceae.
AUGGUGGAGGCAGAGCCACUGGCGCCGCUGCCGGCAGACAGCGAGAGCGACUGGGUUGCGGCGAUGGCCACGGUCGCCUGCGAGCUCCAUGCCGCAUUCUCCUACUUCAAUUGGACUGGUUUCUAUCAAGCACUGCUGGGGGCAACAGCAGCAGAGAACUCAAUAGAGAGGAGGAUGCUAGUGAUUGGGCCGUACCAAGGUGGACUCGCAUGCCUGCGCAUCCCGUUUGGCAAGGGCGUGUGCGGCACUGCGGCCCAGACCCGCCAGACGCAGCUGGUCCCAGACGUGCACCUGUUCCCGGGGCAUAUUGCCUGCGCCUCCAGCACCCAGUCGGAGAUUGUGGUGCCUGUUCUUGGCCCAGGCGAGCAGCUGCUAGCAGUGUUGGAUGUAGACUCAGACUUGCCAGCUGCAUUCACCCAGGUUGAUGCCGAGUGGUUGGAGAAGGUGUGUGGGCGGCUGGGGGCGCAGCACUGGGCCACCGGCCUCUGA